Molecule: messenger RNA, 1391 nt
Organism: Tarenaya hassleriana
Lineage: Eukaryota; Viridiplantae; Streptophyta; Magnoliopsida; Brassicales; Cleomaceae
Exons: 1
Coding region: 229-1314 (361 amino acids)
Biological process (GO): regulation of DNA-templated transcription; chloroplast organization
Cellular component (GO): chloroplast
Molecular function (GO): double-stranded DNA binding
Source: RefSeq, a predicted model, not a curated record
CAAGAAAUUGCUCCGACUGGAAAUGCCUAUGUGAAGUUUUCCCUCGCCGAUGCCACAGGAGAAACCCUAAAUAGCUUCUGAUACAUGGCCAGUUCCUGAGAAUUCAUUAUACCUUCUGAAUCCGAGCUUAUUUGUAACUUCUCCAUCACAAUUUGAGGUUAGCUCUCUCGAAGAAUCGGGGAAAAGGUCGCGUUUUCCCCCUCAGGUCAGAUUCUCUAUUUCUCUUUCAUGGCGGGUUUAUCUUACCUGAAGAGGGUUCUUGAUUCUUCUCUCCACGGGGGAGAUUUGGCUGCUGAUUUGGGUAUUGCUUUUCGGGUUUGGGGUUUUCUGAAUGUAAGGGCCUUUUCAUCUGUUGAAGAUGUGGAAACUGGUAAUGGGCACAACCAGGACGAGGUGAAAUUCCAUAAAGUCCGUUGUUUGCUGAAUGAGUAUGGAUUCACGGCUGACCAAAUAACUAGAGUUUACAAGUGUUCUCCAUCAAAUUUUAUAACUGCGGAGACACUUUCUCCAAAGCUUGCGUUUUUGAAGUCUAUUCUGGGCUCAAAUGAUGAUGUUGCGAGGGCUGUCGCUGCAAAUCCUAAAAUGUUACACUACAGUUUGAGGAAUAGACUCAUGCCAAACUACCAGCUCAUGAAAUCUAUUCUUGGCCGGGAUGAGUUAGCUGCUAAAAGCGUUAGACGGUGGUCAGCUCUCUUGUACAUGGACGUUCAAAAGAAUUUGGCUGUUAAAGUUUCUUUCCUCAAAGAAUCCGGUCUCCCCUGUUCUUCCAUCGCCAAAUUAAUGGAGCAUUCUCCACGUGUGCUUGGCAAGUCUUCUAAUUCUAACCUCGAGGAAUCUCUGAAGAAAGCAAUGAAUUUGGGGUUUGAACCUUCGAGCCCCAUGAUUGUCUCUGCUAUCAGGGCGAUAUGUCAGAUCAAUAGAUCAAUUUGGGAUCGGAAAAUUGAGCUUUACAGAAAAUGGGGUUGGUCGAAUGAAGACUUUGUUGUGGCUUUCAAGAAAAAUCCUUCCAUUAUGCGUAUAUCAGAGGGGAAGAUAAACAAGGUGAUGGAUGUACUUUUGAAUACAUUUGGUUUCAGCUCUUCAGAUGUUGUCAAGUACCCAGUUGUCAUGCUCUUGAGUGUGGAGGGGAGAAUCGUCCCUAGAUGUUCGGUCAUUGCCCUUUUGGUCUCAAAGGGCUUUUUAUGCCCUAGUUUCGCUACUUAUGCCCGUGCCCUUCUAGAAAGGGAUGAGAUUUUCGUGAAAAGGUUUGUCGAUAAAUAUCCAGAGCAUGUUCUUGAGGUUUGGCAAACGUUUCCACCGGAAGCUGUUGUUUGAUUAUGUAUUCUCACAGCAGUACAGUACUAAUAACAUGGCUCUUCAAAUUAUUCGAUCCAAUGAAGCUUCUUUUAUCA